Messenger RNA from Maylandia zebra (zebra mbuna), 1870 nucleotides. RefSeq names its product CD40 molecule, TNF receptor superfamily member 5 (gene cd40). Gene Ontology annotation, biological process: immune response-regulating cell surface receptor signaling pathway. The record is from RefSeq and is a predicted model, not a curated record. NCBI's taxonomy places the organism in Eukaryota, Metazoa, Chordata, Actinopteri, Cichliformes, Cichlidae. Gene Ontology annotation, cellular component: CD40 receptor complex; external side of plasma membrane. Gene Ontology annotation, molecular function: protein binding.
AACACGUCGCCUAAAUAAGUUCACAGACAGACUGUGAACACUUACAGAGGUGUGCGCUGUUGUACUCGACGCUAUUCAAAAUGUAUUUUAAGUUUAUAGCGCUGCUUAUACUGAUCGGGUCUUUCAUGGGAAUGACUGUUGCUCAGGCCAGCUGUGACCCAGAAACACAGUAUGAAAAGGACGGUCAGUGCUGUCUCAUGUGUAAGCCAGGGACUAGCAUGUCUACAGAAGAUUGUAAGAAUCCUCAAUGUCAACCUUGUCUGGAUAAUCACUACCAGGAUAAAUACACAACGAAAAACAAGUGUCUGCAGCAGCCUUACUGUGAUAGAAAUAAAAACUUUGAGGCUCAAGUCCCAAAAAGCAAGACAGAGCGAUCCAUCUGCAAGUGUAAAGUGGGAUUCCACUGCUCCAGUGAAGAAUGUAUUACCUGUGUGGAACACACAGUCUGUCAACCAGGAUAUAGAGCUAAAGUCAUAGGCAACAACUCACAGGACACUGAGUGUGAACAAUGUCCAGACGGGACAUUUAACAAUAAUGCGUCGUGGUAUGCUCAGUGCCACAAAUGGACAGAAUGUGAAAAGGGAUAUCAAGUUGAAGAAAAGGGAACGCACACCACCGACAACACAUGUGCAGGGACACAGCGGGGUCACAUAAUCGUCAUCUCUAUUUUAUCUGCAGUUUUUAUGGUCACUGUUGUAAUCCUGGUUUUAGUAUAUCGAGCAGGAUGCAUAAAACAAAGGACAAAGAACUAUUAUGAACCACAGAUGUGUGAAGAAGACAUAACAGCCCAUAAAGAAACAACGUAUAAUAAUCAAAUGACACCAGAGGAAAAUGAGGAUGAACUAAGCCAUGAGCUCUCCUCAGAAGGAUUCACAGAUAAAGGGAACCAGGUGAUGCAAGAGAGAGGCAAAGAAGAAAUCGUGUCUCGUCAGGAGUCUCAGCUGGAGUCUCAGUUUGAGUCUCAAGAAGAUAGUCAGUCAAUGGAUCAAUUUUACAAGCAAGUUUAAAAAACGACACAGAUUGUCCAAAGUGCUGCACAAAGUUAAAAAAUAAUUACCUGAUCUGAAUAAGAAUCAAUGAAUUAGUCUCCUUACUAAUUCAUUUUGAAUGUUUACAUGAAGUUACAAUCAUUUCAUUUGCACUAAAUUGUAAAAACCUAAACACACACACACACUAUAUAUACGUGGUGUAGACGUUAUCAUCCGGCAAACAAAACGUCCCUGGUUUGUUUCCAGCUAGGAAGGACAUGCGAUUUAAAACUCCACCAAAUGAAGCGCCCAGUGCGACCCCUAGUGGCAAGUGAACAGCCGAAAGUAGCUAGCUAUAAGUCUAAAUGUUAACAAUAAAAUGUAAAGUAAGAUGUAUUAUAAAGUGUAAAGAGAGUGUGUGAUUUACCUGCAUUAGUUUUGAGGUUGGUUGCAAUUUUUAAGUUAUGAAUUGUUUAUUUUUUGUUUUGUUUUUGUUUGUGUGUGUGGGUGUGGGGGGGGGGGGUCCAAGACAGUAUUGACAGGUGUCCUGCUCCUAUGGACAUGUCACAUGGACCACUAGCUACUGUUACCGUGUACAUUUUGUUUGUUUGUUUUUUUAAUUUGAAAACAUGCAACAUGUGGAAAUAACAAUCCGUGGGGUUGUUUAUGUAAGCACAAUCCCACUCCCAUCAAGAUCAAAACAACAGCGAAGACCACCCCACAGUGGACACCACCAUGCUGAGCAUGCUUACAUCCUACAGUUAGCUUGUAUAUGAUGUUGUGAUCUCAUUUGUUCUGUACAGAUGCUUUGUUAGUAUUUGCAUGUACUAAAAUUGUGCCGUUUAGCAUGAAAAUGGCAUAUUGUUCACCGUUUCUGCAUUAAAAUUUGUGACAUUUAAUAA